Messenger RNA from Parascedosporium putredinis, 462 nucleotides. NCBI's taxonomy places the organism in Eukaryota, Fungi, Ascomycota, Sordariomycetes, Microascales, Microascaceae. The record is from the annotation of a GenBank genome assembly.
AUGUUUCGUUACCAGCCCCUCGAUGCUGACCAGGAAGAAAUUCGAAUCGUGCGGUUCGUCCGCCCCUUUGACCCGGGCGCUCCUCUCGCUCUCGAAUUACGGCACACGGCGCUCAAGGGCCCACGCGACCCCGAGCCAUACUCGGCGCUCUCGUACGUCUGGGGCAGCGAUCGCCAUACCCGCGAGAUCCUCAUCAAUGGCGAGCCCAUCGCCAUCACUUUCAACUUGCACGACGUCUUGGUUCAACUCCGCGAGAACGGCGUGACUGGGUGGCUAUGGGCCGAUUCGGUAUGUAUACAACAGGCGCACACGGCCGAGAAGGAGACGCAAGUCGGGUUUAUGGGUCAGAUUUUCCAAAGAGCCGGCCUCGUGUACAUGUGGUUGGGUCGUAGCACCGACGAGAUGUAUCUUGCCAUGAGCUUCCUCGACAGCUUCUCCCCAAACACGCCCCUGCGAUCGUAA